Mesocricetus auratus (golden hamster) is the source of this 2032-nucleotide messenger RNA. RefSeq names its product TSC22 domain family member 4 (gene Tsc22d4). NCBI's taxonomy places the organism in Eukaryota, Metazoa, Chordata, Mammalia, Rodentia, Cricetidae. Gene Ontology annotation, biological process: response to osmotic stress; regulation of transcription by RNA polymerase II. The record is from RefSeq and is a predicted model, not a curated record.
GCCCGGGAGCGCUAGGUGGCCCUUGAUCGCCGGCUGCCGCGGCCGGCGUUGCCCAGGGCCCCGAGAGGCCCUCGGAAGAAAAGACAUCUUCGGCCCCCAGCUCCUGUCCCCGGCUCGGCUCGGCGGCCGAGGCCCGUGAGUUUGCAAGCUCAGCUCUGGGCUUAAGGCAGCGACAGCAGCAGGAAAAACCUGCCCCUGCCCCCCCACACCCCUACCCCAGCCCCCGCCCCGCCACCUCCCCUCCCCUGGACUCCAGGCACUAACCAGGCACCCCAGUUCCCACUAGGCCCUCCUGCCAUGUCGGACCCAGACGUCCCCAGGGGCCCCGAUGUCCCUGCCAUGUGGCCCCCUUGUUCCAGAGGUGCCUGAGCCCCUCUUCAGGAGCCCAGCCCCUCCCCCACCCGAGCCUAGUCCGGGAGCCCCAGGGACCAUGAGUGGUGGUAAGAAGAAAAGUAGUUUUCAGAUCACCAGCGUCACCACGGACUAUGAGGGCCCAGGAAGCCCAGGGGCUUCGGAUCCCCCUGCCUCACCGGCUCCCGUUGGACCCCCGCCCCGCCUCCCCAAUGGGGAACCCAACCCUGACUCAGGGGGCAGGGGCACCCCCCGGAACGGCUCCCCGCCACCUGGAGCCCCUGCCUCCCGUUUCCGGGUGGUGAAGCUGCCCCAGGGCUUGGGAGAGCCUUAUCGUCGAGGUCGGUGGACGUGCGUGGAUGUUUACGAGAGAGACCUGGAGCCCCCAAGCUUCGGCCGGCUUCUGGAGGGAAUUCGAGGGGCCUCAGGAGGCACCGGAGGCAGAUCCUUGGAUUCUAGGUUGGAGCUGGCCAGCUUGGGCAUAAGCCCCCCAAACCCACCGCCAGGCCUGUCUCAGGGCCCCACCUCUUGGCUCCGCCCGCCCCCCACUUCCCCUGGACCACAGGCCCGCUCCUUCACAGGGGGGUUGGGCCAGCUGGCAGGGCCUGGUAAGGCCAAGGUGGAGACAGCCCCGCUGUCAGCCUCUCCACCCCAGCAACGCCCCCCGGGGCCUGGGACUGGAGAUAGCGCCCAGCCCCUGCCCUCUCUGCGGGUGGACGCGGGGUCUGGGAGUUCAGCAGCCGGCACCCCUCCACUGUCGCGGAGAAGAGACGGCCCAGUUCGUCUGAGGAUGGAGUUAGUCGGUCCAGACGACACAGGGAAGGUGGCUCCCAUCGACUCUCGCCCCAACUCCCCAGCCCUCUACUUCGAUGCCAGCCUGGUCCACGCGUCUCCAGACCCCUUUGGAGCUGCCGCAGCCCAGAGUCUCAGCCUGGCUCGUUCCAUGUUGGCCAUCAGUGGUCACCUGGACAGUGACGACGAUAGUGGUUCCGGAAGCCUGGUUGGCAUUGACAACAAGAUUGAGCAAGCCAUGGACUUGGUGAAGUCCCACCUCAUGUUUGCCGUGCGAGAAGAGGUAGAGGUCCUGAAGGAGCAGAUCCGGGACCUGGCCGAGCGGAACGCGGCGCUGGAACAGGAGAACGGUCUGCUGCGCGCCCUGGCCAGCCCCGAGCAGCUGGCCCAGCUGCCGUCCUCGGCGCUUGCACGGCUCGGGCCCUCUGCGCCCAACGGGCCUUCCAUCUGAAGCUCCUUUCCCUCACAAUGUGCCUUUGGGGGCUGCCGCCCGCCCCCUUUCCUAUGUAGCUUUAAUACCCACACCCAACCCCGGCGCCCGGGGUGGGGGUUGAAGGCUCAACAUUGGCCUGUCCCUUCCCACCUGGUCUCCCCCAGAGUCCCUAGGCCUUUUGGGAAGAGGGAAAACUCAGGAGGGGGUACUUAUCUGAAGCCCCUCAUCCAUGAAAGAAACCAGCCCCACCUCCUUCCCUGGGUUUCAGGGUUCUGGGGCCCCCUGGCCCCGGCCAGCAGUAGAUGGCCUGGAAAGAUUUGGAGGUGACCUGGCAGGCCCCACCCUGCGCCCCCUCUCCUCUGCCCAGGGGAGGGUGUACGGACAGUGUGUUCAACUUCUGGGAUUCAGGUUGUUGUUAAAAUAAUAAUUAUUAAAAAAAUUCUGAAGAAACUUGAA